Molecule: messenger RNA, 1191 nt
Organism: Poeciliopsis prolifica (blackstripe livebearer)
Lineage: Eukaryota; Metazoa; Chordata; Actinopteri; Cyprinodontiformes; Poeciliidae
Gene: ttc1
Product: tetratricopeptide repeat domain 1
Exons: 8
Coding region: 99-1007 (302 amino acids)
Molecular function (GO): protein binding
Source: RefSeq, a predicted model, not a curated record
UCAGGUUUCUUGCCAACCGCCAUCAGAAAAAAGAAAAAGAAGAACCCGGAAGUGACGUCAGCCCACCCGGCUGUCUGUUUGGGGUUUUCAGCUUCAGGAUGAGCAGGCGGGGAGCUCAGAGGGAGGAAGAGGAGGAAGACUUCUACGACUGUCGGGACAGCCUGGAGACGAAGGAGGAAGAGGAGAAGGAGGAAGAGCUCCCGAAAACAGACAGAGUACCGGUGAGAGGAGACGCAGAGAGGGAGCGACGGACAGAGGGAGAAGGGGAGGAAGAGGCGCGUCAGGAGGAAGAGGCGCGUCAGGAGGAAGAGGCGCGUCAGGAGGAAGAGGAGCGUCAGGAGGAAGAGGCGCGACAGGUCCUUCAGGAUUCAGAUGAAGAAACGUCCAGAGUGGAGUUUGACGAUGACUACCUGAGGGAGGUGGAGAAGGAGCUGACGGAGGAGGAGAAGGAGAGUCGUCGGCAGCAGAGCGUCGCUCUGAAGGAAACGGGAAAUGGCCUAUUCAAAGCCGGAGACUGGAAAGAAGCGGAGCUAAGCUACACGCAGGCUUUGGCUCUAUGUCCAGUUAGCUGCAGCAGAGAGAGAGCGGUGAUGUUCUCCAACCGGGCUGCUGCAAGGCUGCACCUGGACCUGAAGGAUGAGGCCAUCUCAGACUGCAGCAGAGCAAUAGAUCUGGAUCCAGAGUAUCUGCGGGCGUUACUGAGGAGGGCGGAGCUUUAUGAGAAGUCGGAGAAGCUUGAUGAAGCUCUGGAGGACUACAAAAAGGUUCUGGAGCAAGAUCCGAGCCACAGCGGAGCACGACAGGCCUGCAUGCGGCUGCCUCAGCAGAUUCAGGAGCGAAACGAGAAACUGAAGGAGGAGAUGAUGGGUAAGCUGAAGGACCUGGGCAACCUGAUCCUGCGGCCGUUCGGACUCUCCACCAGCAACUUCCAGGUCAACCAGGACCCAUCCAGCGGUUCCUACUCCAUCAACUUCGUCCAGAACCCCAAUAACAACCACACUGGAUGAUGUAAUCGCGACAUCGAACAAACAGAUUAUCUGAGAAUGGUUGAGGUUCCUGGUGAAAGCUGCAGGAUACUUCAGGUAUCGCAGGACAUUGCAACGCCAGAUUUCAGACUCAACCAAUAAGAAACUUGCUUUCUGAUGACAUAAUCUGCGGUAUGAGCUGUUAAUAAAGCAAGAAGUGAUGCAA